Entrophospora sp. SA101 is the source of this 561-nucleotide messenger RNA. The record is from the annotation of a GenBank genome assembly. Lineage: Eukaryota; Fungi; Glomeromycota; Glomeromycetes; Entrophosporales; Entrophosporaceae.
AUGGCCUGUUGUCAAGCUUUUCAAAAGCGUGCUAGAUUAGCAUGUUUAAAAUUAAGACCAACAUGCUCAACUUUAUGUUUGCCCUCCAUAACAAAACUGUUAUGUUACUUUACCAUUAUACCCCUUAUAUUUUUUUUUUACUACUCAAUUUUAGAAAAGUAUUUUGAUAAAUUAUCACUUACUACUGAACCUCCUUACCAUCAAUAUACUACAGACUUAAACUCUAGAUGGAAACCUAGUCUACCCUCAAAUUUAACUGUAGUUUCUAUAAUUAAAAAUAAUGACAAUGUUGAAUUACAAUUGAACUCUAUAUUUAGUCAAACAAUUAUGCCACAAGGCAUGAUUAUAAUUGCCUCCAAAAAUACAGCUAAAAAAGUCAAACAUGUCAUUAAAGAGAAUGAUAAAUACAGUGGUUUUGAUGUAUGGAUACAUGUUAUGGAAACAAACAAAUUUAGAAUCAUUGAAUCACGAAAAUUUGAUAAUAAUUCUUCGACUUCAUCAUCUACACCUGAUUCUGUUAUAUCAAACGAUUUUAUCUCACAACCUCCACUGAUCGGGUAG